UGGCAAAGAUGUUGAUGAUGAUAUCACAGAUGCCUCUGAGAACAGCUUUGAAACCACCAUGACAUUUUCUGAAGAAGCAGAAUGUGAUAACAAUCUCAGUGAAAAUCUCUGUUCAGCUGUAGGAGGGAUCGAGCAGCCUUCACCUGUUUAUGAACCAAAGAAGGCUCGGAGCUACCAGAUUGAACUUGCGCAGCCUGCUAUCAGUGGGAAAAACACAGUGAUAUGUGCCCCCACAGGAUCUGGAAAAACUUUUGUGGCACUUCUGAUUUGUGAACACCACUUGCAAAACAUGCCUGCAGGACGGAAGGGGAAAGUUGUCUUUCUUGCAACUAAAGUGCCAGUGUAUGAACAACAGAAAACUGUAUUCAAGCAGCACUUUGAAAGAAGGGGAUAUUCUGUUCAAGGAAUUAGUGGUGAAACAGCUGCAAAUGUCUCUGUAGAAAAGGUUAUACAGGACAGUGACAUCAUUGUGCUGACACCUCAGAUUCUUGUGAAUAGCAUCGAGGAAGGGAUCCUUAGCUCCCUCUCCAUCUUCACUCUGAUGAUAUUUGAUGAGUGCCACAACACUACGGGCAACCACCCUUACAAUGUGUUAAUGACCAGAUACCUGGAACAAAAAUUUGACUCCUCUGCAAACCAGCUGCCUCAGAUUAUAGGUUUAACUGCUUCUGUUGGAGUUGGUAAUGCCAAGAACGUCAAGGAAACAAUUGAGCACAUCUGUACCCUCUGUUCCUACCUCGACAUACAGGCCAUAUCCACUGUCAGAGAGAACAAAGAGGAACUGGAGAGAUUCAGCAACAAGCCAGAUACACAUGUCAGAUGGGUUAAAAUGCGAGUUCAGAAUCACUUUGCAGACAUUAUCUCAGGUCUGAUGUCUGAGACAGAAGUGUUGAUGAGGAAGAUUUACACAGUGGAUACUAUCUCCCAAAUCAACAAGAAUGAUUUUGGAACACAGAGAUAUGAACACUGGAUAGUUGCAACUCAGAAGAAAUGCAGACUGUUGCAACUGACAGAUAAGGAGAAGGAGAGCAGCAUUUGUAGGGACCUUUUCAUUUGCACCGAACACCUGCGGAAAUUCAAUGAUGCUCUCAUCAUCAGCGAAGAUGCCCGCCUUGAAGAUGCUUUAGCCUACCUCACUGAAUUUUUCACAAAUGUCAAAAAUGGACCGUAUACAGAGUUAGAGAAGAAACUGACAGCCAAAUUUCAAGAGAAAGAACCAGAACUGACUGCCCUUUCAAAAGACGAAUCAAAUGAGAAUCCCAAGCUGGAAGAGCUUGCUUGCAUCCUGGAUGAAGCAUACCGCUAUAACCCUGAGACUCGCACUCUUCUCUUUGCUAAGACAAGAGCCUUAGUAGCUGCUUUGAAGAAGUGGGUAGAAGUAAACCCUCUACUUAGCCACAUAAAGCCGGAUGUGUUGAUGGGUCGUGGAAGGAGAGAUCAAAAAACAAGUACGCAGGUUUGCACUGAGGAAUACCACUUGCUAGACCUGUGGUGGUUAUGCUGCCAAAAUUGCUCAGCUUUUCCUGUGUUCCUCUUCUGCGCUCUUGAACAGAGGAAGGCCAUGCAA
Messenger RNA from Calidris pugnax (ruff), 1567 nucleotides. RefSeq names its product probable ATP-dependent RNA helicase DDX58. NCBI's taxonomy places the organism in Eukaryota, Metazoa, Chordata, Aves, Charadriiformes, Scolopacidae. The record is from RefSeq and is a predicted model, not a curated record. Gene Ontology annotation, cellular component: cytoplasm. The transcript is spliced from 10 exons. Gene Ontology annotation, molecular function: double-stranded RNA binding; zinc ion binding; ATP binding. The annotation marks the transcript as partial.